Messenger RNA from Prorocentrum cordatum, 1153 nucleotides. NCBI's taxonomy places the organism in Eukaryota, Dinophyceae, Prorocentrales, Prorocentraceae. The record is from the annotation of a GenBank genome assembly.
GGAGUGGGUGCAGGCGCCGAGCGGCCUGGGCGCCGAGAUGGCGCGGCAGGGGCUGGCGGCGCGGCCGGACUCGCGGCGUGUCGCGGUGGCCGGCCAGAGCUCCGGCAAUCACGUGGUGGGCGCGGCGCUGACGCGAGGCUGCGGGCUGGCCAAGGCGUGGGUCAUGAUAGACCCCGUGGACGGCUUCGACCCGUACCGCAUCGUGAAGUCCGAGGACCUCAUCACGCCAGGGCAGAAGCUCAACUUCACUUUGCCCUCCCUGCUGCUCGACAACGGCCUCGACCCGAAGAGCUCCAACGCCCUCUACCCACCGUGCGCGCCAGAGGUCUUAAGCAACGACCGCUUCUACAACGCGAUGCGGGGGCCGAUCUGGGCCGUCAGGGGCAACGUUCGGGCGGAAACGCUCAGAGGGGGAUGCAUCGACGCCCGACCGCCCAUGUAUCGCCGAUUGGGGCCCGAUAGCCCGUCCCGACCAGGACCGUGCGAACUUUCUAUGGGAGCCUAUCGCCGAUCUGUCGACGAUGUGUCGCCGGUUUGCGGGUCGAUGUUUGUCCCCCUGAGCCAGUCCCCCCCUAACGUUUCCCCUCAGGCCGUGAACGCCACGGAGUACGGGCAUCUGGACUGCUGCGACACCCAGGGCUCCCUCUGCCCAACGAACAGCAGCACCGACAAGGCCGCCUACAAGGAGACGAUCGUGGCCGCCGCCGCCGCGUUCCUCGGGGCGCUCUUCGGGCAGCGCCCGAGCUCGGACCUGCAGCUGCUGGAGGACCCGAGCUUCUUCAACGUGAGCGUCCUGCUCAAGCACAACUACAACGGGGCCUCCAGGAGCUCCGUCGCGCCAGGCUGCGUGAACCACGCGCCGGAAGUGCCUCCCGCCCUGGUAGUCUAGGCAGCGGCGCGCGAGCGCCCCGCGCCCCAAGUUUUGGGGCGUUUGACAGCGUCCCGGGCUGCUCGGGGGGCCGUUCAGGCCAGCGGGAAUCAUCUCGGCGGGCUGUCUGCGCGCAGCCCUGAGCCCAUCCCCCCCCCCUCCCCUCCUCCCGCCCCCCCCAGGAGCCCUGAGCCCUGCCCUCCUCCCUCCCCUGACCACUGUUGCUCUCGUGGCCCACCGCUCCAGCGCGUGGGCCUGCCCCCUCGUGGAGCCGCGGACUGGAGG